AUGGCGUGUUCGGAGGAGCAGAGUCCAGCCAGGGACUGCAGCCAGAAAGGCAGGAGCUCGGUGUUCCUGAUUUACAGCUUCACAGCAUCAAAGGAGGAAAACGCAGUUAAGAAGUCAAAGCUUCUCAUAGAAACGCAGCUCUGCCAGGGUGACUCUGUUAUUACAGUGCAGCUGACUGAGGAAGAUAAAGUUGAAGAUGAUGUAGUUUUUUACUUGGUCUUCACUGGGUCAACUGUCCAACACUGCACAAGCACGAGAAAGAUUAAUCCUGGGAGUCUGGAGACAAUUUCUCCUGGCCAUGACUGCUGUGAGACAGUGAAGGUGGCACUUUGUGCCUCUAGAGAAGGUCAUCCUGUUCUGGUUGUGGCAGAAGAGAGUUUCCAGUUUGUCCAGGAUGAAGCCUAUGAUGCCGCCCAGUUUCUGGCCACCUGCGCCGGCAACCAGCAGGCGCUAAAUUUCACCCGAUUCUUGGACCGGUCGAGACCACCCGCUGCCGAUGUGGACUUUUUGGAUGAGAAACUGGCUUUGGCGUUUCGACACCUGAAACUGCCGGCAGAAUGGAACGUGCUGGGAGCAGACCAGUCCCUGACCGAGAAUGUCCCUCGGGAAACGCUGAUGCAUUUUGCGGUGAGGCUGGGUCUGCUGCGGCUGACGUGGUUUCUGCUCCAGCAGCCAGGUGGAAGAGGAGCUCUCAGCAUCCACAACAACGAAGGGGCAACGCCUGUGAGCUUGGCCUUGGAGAGGGGCUACCAGAAGCUGCACCAGCUUUUGACCGAGUAA
Messenger RNA from Pelecanus crispus (Dalmatian pelican), 780 nucleotides. NCBI's taxonomy places the organism in Eukaryota, Metazoa, Chordata, Aves, Pelecaniformes, Pelecanidae. The record is from RefSeq and is a predicted model, not a curated record.